AUGGACAAAAACCGGUCGGUGAGCCUCUCGGGUGCUUGCGACGCAAAUAAAUGGCUGCAACACAAAUUUAAGGAUACUUCUUUGUUUGACAAAUACGUCAUAUACGUACAGUACUUUAGUAUGUUUACAGGUGCUAUACAUGACAUCGAUGACAAAGGAUACGAUAGGCUUGAAGCAAUGGAGAAGAAAGGGAUUGAAUAUAGUGGUCUGCGACUUCAACGUCCACGGUAUCCGCAAUCUGCACCAGCUACUAGAUAUCCACUCGGAAUGGCACGAAACAGUCUCAACGAGAAUCUAAGUAUGUUGUCUGUAACGCGGUAUUCCAUAAACAAGUCUUGUUCGAAUAUAUUACAACUGGAUCUGGUUAACACCAAGCAUGCACAAUUUGAUCGUAAUUGUGAAAAUUUUGGAAAAUUUGUAAAUGAAUUUAAAAAGAGAAAUGAAACUGAGUCACUCAAUAAUUGUAAUAAUCCAGACAGGGAACAAGCUCAUUCCGCCGGGAACAGGGGUGAAGGAAUAUUAUCUCUUACAAUUUUCGGGAAUAGUUCUGUCAGUCACAGAGUUCGCAGCCUACCGAGCAGUUCACAUUUAGGCAGAGAUGCAAGAAACGUCAAUAAUGAAAACCUCGGAAAGAAGGGAAUUGGUGGUGCUAGGAGUCCCUCUCCCAUGAGAAUGGGGAGGUCCCUCGGUAGGUUAACAUCGAGUAGAGAAUUUGCAUCUAGUUUUUCUUCCAAUAGUAAGCCACAGGGGUCAAUUAAGCUACAUAAUUCAGAACCUAGUAGCUUUUUUGAAAUCGAGUCCGAAGUUACUAGUGAAUUAGAGGAAGAAAGCCCUAUUCUGUACAGUGACAUCCAGGCCACCAUAACAAGUCCACACCAUCCCCCUUUUGCACUUCCAAUCGAGAGUAACCAGAGAAAGAUUUUAAGACCAAACAAUCUCUUUAGUCACAAUAAUGCAAGUCUAACCAGAGCAGACUAUUUUCAAGACUACAUGGAAGAAAUAAUGGCCAGAUGGAGACCUGGACACUCUCAAUUCAACGUUGACGACACUAUGGACGGUAAACAUCCCUACCAACAAGAAACCUUUGAACUAGAAGCCAAGGCUGCGAAAAUCAAUCCAUAUAAUCCGUUUAUUACAUUGAAAGCUUGGUUUAACAGAAAGGCUGCAAUUCCUGACCUUGAGAAUCAAAAUCAGACCAUUAACCAUAGCAAGACGGAUAAAGAGCGGAAUAAGCCCAUGAGAGACACUCUCGUACCCCAAUUACCAGAAAUUUCUGAGCGUCUUAAAAAAAUUGAAUUUAAGAUUAAUAGUUCCAAUUCGAUUAUACCCAAACCAUUUAAGCCAGGCGAAUGCUCUCAUGUCACAAAAGUUUUACGUCAAUCAAGUACUCAACAAGAAUUGACUCCAAUAGAUGGGCCAUCUUAUACACCGAAAGCAUUACCUUUCAAUGAUUAUGAUUUAAACUUCGAAACAAAAGAUUGCUUUUCAAGUCAUAAGCCAGAAAAAGGCAGUAAUGCCAUCAUAGAUUCAAUGGAUGAGGAUAUACGUGAUUUGCUCAAUGGGUUUGAUAACUUUUUGUCUGAUUGUUUCCAAAGUUUCUUGAACGCAUGCUCUUCAACGGGUAAAAUGUGCUUUAAUCCAACAUAA
This is a messenger RNA of Debaryomyces hansenii CBS767, 1647 nucleotides long. RefSeq lists its product as uncharacterized. The transcript has a single exon. The record is from RefSeq and is a predicted model, not a curated record. NCBI's taxonomy places the organism in Eukaryota, Fungi, Ascomycota, Pichiomycetes, Serinales, Debaryomycetaceae. The coding region runs from base 1 to 1647 and encodes 548 amino acids.